GACGGAGAGAACCGCACAGCCCUGCAGAGACACGGAACCAACGGCGUCUGCGCACACUAGAGCGGAAGUUCAUCGCGAAGGACAAGGUUGCUCAGGGGGACUGGUUUACCUGUUGUACCAGCGUGCAGGUUGCGUUUCUUCUGCGUUCUUCUAUAUUACGAUGGCAGAAAGUGAAGAACAGAGUCCAGAACUCCCUUCUCUUCCACAAGAGGACACUGCUCAGGGUCAGAAGGUGACACUGCACGCUCCGCAGCCUCGCUUGUGCAGGUUCUACUCCCAGGGACGUUACUGCCAGUUUGGACAGAGAUGCAGAUUUCGGCAUCAACGUGUAGAUCACAAACUCCCUGAGAAAAAGAAUAAGCUGCUCGUACCAAAUAAUACUGUGGAGCAGAAUCCAGUUGCAGAACAACUGGCUCCACAUGGCAAAGAUGAGCUGAACCGUGUCCCACCAAAGGCCCACCCUGAACCGCUCCACAAGCAGCACCGAAACAGAAAGCUCUGCUGGUACUUUGCUUCAGGAUACUGCUCCAUGGAUCAGAACUGCAGGUUUAGGCAUCCUCAGAAGCUUCCAGCUGUACAUGAUGAUGUCUCUGGAAAUAAAAAAACACCUUGUAGAACGAAGGUGGAGCGACCAUCGAUUAUUCCAAAAGAGAUAAAGUUUGCAGAUCUAACUGUAGAGUUGGCCGCUAAACUUAGAGAGACAGAAAUUUCUCAACUUUUGAAGCGAUUUCCGACGGACAAACUGAUCGUCCAAGAGAGAGAGGAUGGAAAAGUUACAUAUUAUAGGGUAACUGUGGAGCCUACGGAUCCGGACUGGCCAUUUGACCUAAAGGAAAUUGAGAUUUUGCUGGAGUUCCCAGAAGACUACCCCUUGCAGGUUUUCACAAUUCAGAUUCCCGAAGAUCAAGAUUUACCCUCUGUUAUGGGCAGGCACGUGUGUGACGCCUCAAAAGCAUGGCUGGACGCAAAGCAUGCAACCAAUCAGUUGGUUGGAAAAGUGGAGCUUUUGUUUAGGCCUUUUCUACUUUGGUUAGAUCGCAACUUGGAGCGCUUAUAUACAGAAGGAGCUCGCCUGUUAAAAAGAGACAUUGAUGCAGAGAAUGCUGGCUUAGAGUUUGUGCCAUACCAACAGUUGCAAGCAGCAGUUGCAGUUAAAUCAAGCAAGAAUGAAAAUGUUGAAGAUACGGGACCACACGAAACUAAUCUCCAAGAAGAUCUGGAAGAUGAUGACUCUGAUAGCUGGAUAAGCUGUGAUGAAGAUGAUGACGACCUAGAGCCUGGCACUGGUGGUGACACCAUUGACGGGAUGAGAAAUGUGGAAGGAGGAACGUCAGUAGGCCCGAGAAAAGGAACAGAAAUACGUUUUUUAGGAUUACAAUUGGGAGCUGGAGUGGGCACUUUGACUCCACUUCACAUUGUAGUGUCCUUGCAGUGUGGCAGGUGUAAUAUUACAGCAGACUUGUCAAUGACAGGAAAGCAGCCAUGUUCAGCACAGUGUGAAAAAUGCAACAGUCGUAUUUCUGGCACCUUCAUCCCUAGUAUCUUGCACCAGUACUCAACUGUGCUGGGUUAUGUGGAUAUACAAGGCGCCACAGCCAGAGAUCUGGUAUUGCUGGAGUGUACAUUCAUGAUCAACUGCUUAAAUUGUUCUCAUGAAGAACCAGUAAAGAGUCUCUCUUAUGGCAUCACUAAAGAGCUGAAUUGUGUCCAAUGCCACAGCAAACUCAGCAUUUUCAGUGAAGCCACCAGAUUCCAAAAGAUUCAGCGUUACCCUGGCAAAGAUUCUGGUAGCAAAGAUGGUUUUAUCCGAAAGAAGACAUUGAGAGAUCCUUCUAUACAACCUGGGAAACCUCUUCCAGAUCGAGGCACCUGUAGACAUUACAGGAAGAGCCACCGCUGGCUAAGAUUCCCAUGCUGUGGGAAAGCUUACCCGUGUGAUAGUUGUCAUGAUGAAGCUGAAACCCAUGAAAUGGAGCUGGCUUCGCGCAUGUUAUGUGGUUAUUGUGCUAAGGAACAGCCAUACAGUACUGGGAAGCCCUGCAUUUCAUGUGGGAGCAUGAUGAAUAGGAACAUUCACGCAAUACACUGGGAAGGAGGGAAGGGCUGCAGAAAUAAAAUAAAGAUGUCAAGAAAAGAUAAGCAAAAAUAUAACAGCUCCUCGAAGACUGUGUCACGGAAGAGUGUAAGCAAGAAGUAGUUUUCAACCAUCAUAGUUUAAUAAUGAACAGAGUCUGGAUGGCACAAUAUGUACCAAAGAACAUAGGACUCUUUUUCAUCAGUAUGAUCGUUAUUCCACACAUUGCUUCUGUGCAGUUGCUUCAUUUACAGGGUUGCUAAACAUCUUUAAGACAAAUAAAACUGCCUGGUCAUAACAUUCGGAGUGUAAUAAAUAUCUUUUAUUUUAUUGUGUGCUAUUAUCCAUGCAUUCCAUCAGCAUUGUAAAUGAUGCACAGAUUUAUUCAGGUUGCAUUACUAGACCCAGGGUGCGUAAUCUUUCUGUUAGUCUAUCUAUCUAAUGUAUCAAAUCUAUCAAUCUAUUUUACACACAGUACAUGUUAAUUUGCUUUCUUCUGUUGUCUAUACUUGGUAUAGGGAUAUAUGCAGACAGCAUGCCAGUGAAAACAUUUGUAUUGAUUUUAUUGUGUUCAUUUUCUUCCUAAAUGCAAAAUUAAUGGGGUCUUCCCAUCUGGGACAUUUAUGGCAUAACGAUAGGAUAUGUCAAAUGUUUGAUAGGUGAGGGCCCCACCUCUGGGACCCACUCCUAUCUCCAAAAUGGAGCCCUGAAGUGAACAGAGGGCAAGCUGUACAUGCACGUCCACCCUCCACUCAUGGCUUUGGGACUUCCAAAAUACGCCAGUGCUGUCUCAUCUAUUUUUGGAGUUCCUAUAGUGGUGAUGGAGCGUUGUCCGCGUUUGCACGGCUAGUUCUCCUUUCAGUGCUGUGGUACUCCAAAAAUAGCCAAGCAUGGAAAGAAAGCAAUGUAGCCAGCAUUGUAAAUGGUGCAAAACAGAAAUAAGGUUGUGCCUGCUCUUUUUUUUUUCCUUUUAUUCAUUCACUUAUUUAUACUGGGUAGGUGACCCAGUGAGGAGUGCACCCACCGCUAUCUACCCAUCCAGGUGUUGAGCCUUCCAUUUUUGUAUAUCCUUUGAGAAAUAAGGCUCUGUUCACAUCUGCAUCAAAGUCUUCCAUUGUUUUGAUGGGUAAAAUGGCUUUGCACGUCGGUCAAAUUGACAGACCUCUCAAGGGAACUCGACGGACAUCAUUCUAAGUCAGCGAGGUCUUUCUUGUGUGAUCAGUGCCUGUUAUGCAUUGUGGUUUACAUUUGUAGUGGAAAUUACACUGCAGAUGUGAACAGAGCCAAAGGCUUUAUAGGUUCACAACUUGAAAACCUAGGGUAGAAAACAAGUUCAGAACUCUUUGUAUGUAUAUAUUAGCAGUCAUGUUCUGAUGCAGUUAAGACCCCAAUUUAAAAUUUUGUUUUCUGUGAUUCAGAGAUCAGAACCAUCGAUUUCAAAUAAAAUGUUAUAAAAAUCAUUCUGAUCUUUUUAUUCCCCCUCUACUGACGGAUAGCAAUAUCAGAGAUGCUUUUUGUGCACUGUAGCUGAUCUAUUAUAUCUCCCAACCAGUAGAACUAACUUCCAUACAUCAAAAAUAAUUAGCUUUUCUUUUUUACUUACAGUAAGGGUACAUGCACAUGACCGUGAUUAGCCCAGCAAACACAGUGGAGGCCGCAUCUCCCCUAACCGACUGUAUUCUACUAAUUUAUGAUACUGUCAGUCUCUAUCUGAUCCCAGGGCUAUUGUCCGCUACAUGUGGCCAUACCCAUAGGCUCAGUUUACACUCGGAUUUUGACGAGUAAUGCACCUGUAAACUGCCUCAUUUAUUUCAGCAGUGGCUUCUUUUUUACAUGUGAAAAGAAGCAGCAUGCCUGUCUUGGAGCAGAAUCAGCGCUGAUUUUCUCAUUGUAAUUAAUCGAAACCGAAAAAUACCGGUACAUAUUAAAAUGCAACUAAUUUUGAUGCAGAAAAAUCAGCUGGGUUCAGAGACUUUUUUUUUUUUAUAUUUUUUUUUUUUUUAUUUAUUUUUUUUUUUACACACUCGUGUAUUCUAGAAAUCAGCCAUGUAAACUGACCCUUAGGCUUACUAUUAAACUGCAGUUUACACAGUGGAGUACAUGCUCUUUCCACAAGAUGGCACUGCAGCCUUUACAUUAUAACAGGGACGCUCACCCUGUGUCCCUCCAGCUGUUGUAAAACUACAACUCCCACCAUGCCCUGCUGUAGGCUGUUCAGGCAUGCUGGGAGUUGUAGUUUUGCAACAGCUGGAGGGCCGCAGGUUGAGCAUGCCUGCAUUAUAGCAUUUCUAAUCAAAUGCAUUUAUAAGCUAAUUUGAAUGCAUAUUUUUGGUGUCAUUACACUAGUGGUUUGUGCCACAUGUGUACACAGUUUUACUAAAAAUGAUUAUGGUUUUGUGAUUUUUAUUUUUUCCAUAUUUUGGCCUCUUGGCUGAUACAGGUGAAGCACAUUGGAAACUAUUUGCUUCAACUAUACACAUCUGAAAAACACUUUGCAAAACCAAAUCAGUUUACUGUAAAAACCAAGUGUGGGUUUGCCACAAUGUUCCUAGAGAGCACGCACAAACUGCUGUGUGCAUGGACACUAUCUGUAUUGAACUCCUCUGUCCAAUGCAAGUAAAUCCGAGGAAAGUGGCGAAAAUGAUACAGCCUUUGUGUAAUAAUAAUAAGGCAAGAGAUGAAAUGUUAUUUUUGCUAAAUUUGUAAAAUUGUCUUUUUGUAAAUAUUUAGCUACAUAGGGUAAGUGAACACAAAAUAUAUCUAGAUCCUUGCAAUGCUUAGAUUCAGUGCAACAUAAAUCCACACUCUCUCCUGUUCCUUUUUAUCCUCUGAUAUCUGGGUAUCAUGUGCCAAUAUAUUGUUGGGCUAGUUGUAUGAGGGAGGCAGGGAGAUGCACAGAAAGUGCUCCCCUUUGGCAAUAGUACAGCAGAUAUCUUACCAUUAUAUUCUUUGGUUACAGAUCUAUUGCAUCAAUUGUACUUGUGUUUUUUUUUUUUUUUUUUUUUUUUUUUAGAU
Messenger RNA from Bufo gargarizans (Asiatic toad), 5089 nucleotides. RefSeq lists its product as uncharacterized. The transcript is spliced from 13 exons. The record is from RefSeq and is a predicted model, not a curated record. Gene Ontology annotation, cellular component: nuclear envelope. Gene Ontology annotation, molecular function: zinc ion binding; nuclear export signal receptor activity. NCBI's taxonomy places the organism in Eukaryota, Metazoa, Chordata, Amphibia, Anura, Bufonidae. Bases 161 to 2197 code for a protein of 678 amino acids.